Messenger RNA from Guillardia theta CCMP2712, 520 nucleotides. RefSeq lists its product as hypothetical. The coding region runs from base 71 to 301 and encodes 76 amino acids. The record is from RefSeq and is a predicted model, not a curated record. Lineage: Eukaryota; Cryptophyceae; Pyrenomonadales; Geminigeraceae. The transcript is spliced from 3 exons.
AGCGAUCAGUGCGAUAAUGGCAGAGUUCGUUGUGGAAUAUUGCUCCAACUGAGAUGGUGGGAGGCAGGAGAUGAGGUCGGCAAGCGAAGCAGUCGCUGCCGGUGCUCCUUCUGCCAAGAUCUCGACGUCUUGCAUCGACAGGAUGGGUGCGAUUUUCGUCGUCAUCUACAAGUGCGAGAACGGCGCAAAGCGGAAGAUCUACACCACUGAUCAGAGGAAUCUGUUCCGCAAGUACCCAGAUCGACGAUCGAAGGCGAUGGCGGAGAUCACUGCUAUCGUACGGCAGGAGAUGGGGAAGUAGAGGGCAUGAGGAGAGAUAAGGCUUGUCUGCCUGGCAGUUUCCGUCAAUGACGUGUAGCAGCACAAAGGGUGUUCCCUGCUGUUAACUGAGAACCGAGUGUGGACAACUGCUGAGGAGAGCAAGGUUGUUUACUCCUGUGUUGAUUUGCUUCCUUCUUGUUUUCACAUGUGAUGAAUUUGUUCUGGUUUCUUGUUGUACCUAAAGAGCCGAUCAAAGUGC